AUGACGAACAAAGAGUCGAGCGAAUUGUUUGGCAUGUUAGACAUUGCACGAAUAAUCACCGAUAACUCGUUGUCUUUGUGUCAGGUCAAUCCCAAUGGAAAAAUUACUAUUUUUAUGUCUCUAUCCGAUCGCCCCAACGUCGGUUGCAUCGCGUCCGAUGACUGGACAGAAUGGUUUAAUUAUUUUUACGAGUACGGACUGCUUAAGUUUCUGAAAAACGUCGAGCUAAACAACACACUGUUCGUUAAGGCGCUCCUGUUCCGGUGCGCGGAGAGUUUAAUUCUAUUACCGGUGCUGCUCGAAACGGUUUACGUCCAGAUUCCAGAGAUUAAAAACAUCAUCCUCGUCAAACCACCUGGAACCAAAAUCUGCGCAGAAAUGUGUUUGCCGUUUUCCACUUUGUCCGCCAAAAACGGAUCCGCCGCAGAUCCGGAAUUCGGACGUCCCGAAAUCCUGUACCACACCAGAGAGUUCAGCAUUAAUAAAAUCAAUUUGCGGAUUGCCGAGGUGGACGACUUCAUUGACUUGAGGGCCUAUUUGGGACACCGAUUAGACUUUUUGGAUGAUUACUACGGUGAAUAUAGUUUGGCAAAAAUACUAGAGUUCCCCGGCGAAGGCCGCAUUAAUUUAGUUCCUAAUGUCAAAACGAAUGGGUUGAUCACUGUGUACACGGAUUUGGAUUAUCCUUUGUUGGACUGUGUAUUUGAUUUGUACCAGUUCGCGGGAUUGGUCGAGUUGAAAGACGAAAAAAACAAGUCAAUCGAACCCAAGAGUAUAUUACGAUUAGCUACAGACCUUUCCAGGAUGACGGAAAAGGCAACAAUUUCAAAUAAUCCAUCCGCAAUUGUCGUCCAAUAUGAGUUUAUAUCAAAUCAGUUCAAAAAACUUACCGAUAAAUCAAUAAAACCGAUAAAUCAGUCUUUUCAAAGUUAUAUUCCACUGAAAGAAAGUGACAUAUAUUCUGUCGAUCCGCAGUUAUCUCUCAAACUCUCCAUCACUAGUAUUUCCAAGAACGAAAACAAAAUCGUGUAUUUCGCAGAAAUACUCAAUAAAGAAAACAAAAAUAUAAUUAAGGAUUUCCUAAAGUUUCAAGAUAAAGAGUCUAAAAAAUCGAACGAUUCGUCAUACUUUCUAAGCAGCUCAUAUGAUUCAUCAGAGAACAUGACCUAUUUAAAAACGGAUUAUAAAAGAACUGCUUUUAUGAUCGAAUUAAUGUUGAUCGACGGCGACGAAGAAAAUAAAGCCACGUGGGACUAUUUGAUAUCGAUUUUUAGAUAUUUCACCGAGUUUUCUCAGUACGAAUACUGCUUAAUGAACUUACACACAAUUGCAACUCCGCCCGAACUUAAAAAGUUUUUUUGUAAUGCCACUUUGAAACCCAAUCGAUCUUAUCCCAUGGGAUUACUUUACAUACUUCAUCGAUCUUUUCUAACCGGAACCUUCUCGUGUGUAAUGGUUACAAAAGAACAUUUGGAACUCAUGGAACUUAUGAUUGAAAAUCAUCCCCUCAAACAUGUCAUUUCAAAUAAUAUAUCCAAAUCGGUUUUUGAAGAUAUGAGAUAUAGAACAUAUAUUUUUCUAUGUAACGACCAACCAAUUGGAUUAAACGAUGAAAUCAAAUUUUUAAGCAGUUACUUUGACGUGGCUCGUUAUGCGUACCCCAAACUUGCUCGUAAUCAUAUGGCAGUUUUGCUGAAUAUGGAUUUGCAAAGGACGUUCAUGAAGAAAUCUCGUAGUUUGCUUAAGUUUGUAAUGGAACACAGUGACAUCAAUUGUUUGUUUUAUAAACUUUAUGCGGACCCAACCGUAAUGGAAGAAUGCGAAUUGUCUUACAUUACUGAAAUAAAAGAACUGAUACCUGUUAAACCUCGUGUUCGCAUACAAUACGAUGGUGAAAACGUUUUUUGUGACCAUGACAAGUUUGCACUAUUCCACAUAAAUACACGAUUGUGCAGUACUCAACCAAUGUCAAUAGACGCCAAGAUUGUCGUGGUUGGAGCGUCAGUUGUAGCUUUAUCUUUUUUAGAAAGUCUCCUGUUCAACCCAGUUAAUUAUUACAUUAGAUUCGACAAUAUAGUACUCAUAUCUGACGGCGGUACUCCAUAUCAACUUAGCUUAACUGACCUGGAGAAUCGAAUGAUUCCAAUAACAGCACACUAUGAUUACGAGUACAUGAUUUCUAUGGGUUUUAAAUCAUUUGUGGAUGUCGUCACCGGUACAGUAACAACAAUUAACAGAGCUGAUAAAUGCGUAACUGUAAAUGAGGAUGAACAAGUAUAUUACGAUUAUUUAUUUUUAUUAUAUGGUGAACAAUUUGGUUACAGUGUUAAGGAAAUUGAAAUCAAAUCUGAUACUUCUAUCAAGUCAAGCGGUGAAAAUACCAUACUAGAAAAUUUAUUUUUAUUGAAUUCUGAACAUGAUGUCACCCAUGCUUAUAAAUAUAUCGAGUCAAUAAAGAAUAAUGCUAAAGGUAAUUUUUAA
Messenger RNA from Metopolophium dirhodum (rose-grain aphid), 2481 nucleotides. RefSeq names its product cilia- and flagella-associated protein 61-like. The transcript has 16 exons. The record is from RefSeq and is a predicted model, not a curated record. NCBI's taxonomy places the organism in Eukaryota, Metazoa, Arthropoda, Insecta, Hemiptera, Aphididae. The coding region runs from base 1 to 2481 and encodes 826 amino acids.